AGUGCUUUAGAAUUGUUAAAAUCUUUAUGAAGCACAUCACUGAAGAUGAGGUUGAAAAACUUGGCUUUUAUCAUCAUAUUAAUAAUCCCAGGAGAACUCUAUGCAGAAGAGAAACCCUGUGGUUUUCCUCAUGUGGAAAAUGGAAGGAUUGCCCAAUAUUACUAUCCUUUUAAAAGUUUUUACUUUCCAAUGCGCAUAGACGAAAAAUUGUCGUUUUUCUGCUUGGCUGGUUAUACAACUGAAACUGGGAAACAAGAAGAGCGAACCACAUGUACGGCAGGAGGCUGGUCUCCGGCCCCAAAGUGCUUCAAAAAAUGCACAAAGCCUGACCUGGAAAAUGGUUACUUCCCUGACGGAAAAGUGGUGUACAAAAUUCAAGAGAACAUGCGCUAUGGUUGUGCUUCAGGAUACAAAACCGCUGGAGGGAAGGAUGAAGAAGUGGUUCAGUGUCUCUCAGAUGGGUGGUCUUCUCCACCAGCCUGCAGGAAGGAACACGAAACAUGUUUGGCCCCUGAAUUACAUAAUGGAAAUUAUUCUACAACACAGAAAACGUUCAAAGUGAAGGAGAGAGUGCAGUACGAAUGUGCUACCGGCUACUACACAGCCGGAGGGAAGACGGCGGAGGAGGCAGAGUGUCACUCGUCCGGAUGGUCUCUCACGCCACAGUGCACCAAACUAAAGUGCUCUUCUUUGAGAUUAAUAGAAAAUGGUUAUUUUCAUCCUGUAAAGCAAACCUAUGAAGAAGGAGAUGUAGUACAGUUUUUCUGUCAUGAAAAUUAUUAUCUAAGUGGAUCUGAUUUAAUUCAGUGCUAUAAUUUUGGUUGGUACCCAGAAUCGCCUGCAUGUGAAGGAAGAAGAAACCGAUGCCCGCCCCCACCUCUGCCUCUGAACUCCAGAGUCCAAACGCAUUCAACAACUUACCGUCAGGGAGAAACAGUUCGCGUAGAAUGUGAGCCCGGCUUCGAGAUCCAGGGCUCUGCGGAAAUACGCUGCGAACGCGGAAAGUGGGCGGACCCUCCCAGGUGCAUCGGUCAGUCACCCCUCGAACGAGCCCCCCCGCGCCGCCACCGCGCGCGGCUGACGGUCUCUUCUCUUGGCCGCGCCCUUGCAGAGGGAGAGCAGAGCACCGCCUGCCAGGCCCCGCCCGCCAUCCGGAACGGCGCAGCGGGCCCGCGCUCCGAGACCCACCGCGACGGGGACACGGUGACCUACAGAUGCGAGCCCGGCCACCGCCUCCGCGGGCCCAGUGCGAUAACGUGCCUCCGAGGACAGUGGACGCUGCCCCCCGAGUGUGUCGAAAACAAUGAGAACUGUAAGCCUCCACCUGAUAUAAUAAAUGGAGCUGUCGUGGAUGGGUUGCUGGCAAACUACACAGCAGGGUCCUCGGUGGAAUACAGAUGCAACGAAUACUACAUACUGAGAGGGGCGAAAACAUCGCAUUGUGAUCAAGGAAAAUGGUCCUCCCCGCCGCCUGUUUGCUUGGAGCCCUGUACUGUUAAUGUGGAUUUCAUGAACAGAAACAACAUAGAGAUGAAGUGGAAAUACGAGGGAAAAGUCUUACAUGGAGAUUUAAUAGAUUUUGCCUGUAAACAGGGGUUUGCCUUAGCUCCAUCCACUCCACCGUCCGAGUUAUCUGUGCAGUGCAAUAGAGGAGAAGUGAAAUAUCCUUUAUGUAUUAGAAAAGAAUCUAAAGGAAGGUGUGCAUCUCCUCCACUUAUUAAAAAUGGAGUCAUAAUUAGUUCAAUAGUAGAAACCUAUGAAAAUGGUUCUUCAGUAGAAUACAAAUGUUUUGAUCACCAUUUCCUACAAGGGUCUAAGGAGGCCUAUUGUUUAGAGGGAGUGUGGACCACACCACCAGCGUGUUUAGAGCCUUGCACGUUAUCUUCGGUUGAAAUGGAAAAGAAUAAUUUACUCCUGAAAUGGGAAUUUGACAAUAGACCACAUAUUUUCCAUGGGGAAUAUAUUGAGUUUCUUUGUAAGAGAGAUACUUAUAUAGCUAUGCCGUAUAUUAUUGAAUCUGAACUUAGAGUGCAGUGUGACAGAGGGCAGUUAAAAUACCCGAGAUGUGUUCCAAGAGAAAGGAUUCUGUCUUACCAAGAACACUUAAGGACAUAGAAUUGAAUGGCUGAAAGAGCACUGGUAUUUCAACAUAUCAUAAAAUCCCUUAUAAAACAUACUUUUUAGAAGAAAUAUGUUGAGUUAAAAACCUUUAAAUUUUUCCUUGCUUGAGUAUAUGAAUCUGAAUUGUUUGGGCUGAACAUUUUCUUUAUUUAUAAACAAAAGUUAGAAAGAGUUGCCUAAUUUCUAUGGAAAUUUCUAUGGAUGAUUUAACAUAUAACUUAAUCUCUAUUGUGUGUCUUCCAUCUGUUAAAAAUUAAUCCAAACAUUACAAUAUUUCCAUUUUCUAACGCCUGUUGACUGGACUAUGUCACUGUCUAUGUGCUACAUGUGCAAAAAUGUCAC
Messenger RNA from Propithecus coquereli (Coquerel's sifaka), 2463 nucleotides. It is a transcript of the gene F13B, whose product is annotated as coagulation factor XIII, B polypeptide. The transcript has 11 exons. NCBI's taxonomy places the organism in Eukaryota, Metazoa, Chordata, Mammalia, Primates, Indriidae. The record is from RefSeq and is a predicted model, not a curated record. Bases 46 to 2115 code for a protein of 689 amino acids.